Sus scrofa (pig) is the source of this 963-nucleotide messenger RNA. RefSeq names its product olfactory receptor 2T29-like. The record is from RefSeq and is a predicted model, not a curated record. Gene Ontology annotation, biological process: G protein-coupled receptor signaling pathway. Gene Ontology annotation, cellular component: membrane. Gene Ontology annotation, molecular function: G protein-coupled receptor activity; olfactory receptor activity. Lineage: Eukaryota; Metazoa; Chordata; Mammalia; Artiodactyla; Suidae.
AUGGACAACUCCACCUCAAUGGCCAACCACACUGGGCAGAUGUAUUUCAUCCUAGUGGGGUUCUUCCUUCAGUCCAAGCACCCUGCUAUCCUUUGUGCAGUCAUUUUUGUGAUUUUCCUGAUGGCCUUGUCUGGGAAUAGCAUCUUGAUCCUUCUGAUUCAUUCUACUGCCCAUCUCCACACCCCCAUGUACUUUUUCAUCAGCCAGUUGUCUCUCAUGGAUGUGAUGUACAUUUCUGUCACUGUGCCCAAGAUGCUCAUGGACCAGGUCAUGGGCAUGAAUAAGAUCUCAGCCCCUGAAUGUGGAAUGCAGAUGUUUCUCUACUUGACACUUGGAGGUUCAGAAUUUUUCCUUCUGGCUGCUAUGGCCUAUGACCACUAUGUGGCUAUAUGCCAUCCACUCCACUAUUCUAUUCUCAUGAAUCAUAAGGUGUGUCUCCUCUUGGUGUCUGGCUGCUGGUUCCUGGGAUCAGUGGAUGGCUUUAUGCUCACACCAGUUACCAUGACCUUCCCUUUCUGCAGAUCACGGGAGAUCCAUCACUUCUUCUGUGAGGCCCCUGUUGUAAUGAAGCUUUCCUGUUCAGACACAUCCCUCUAUGAGACACUCAUGUACAUAUGCUGUGUCCUCAUGAUCCUCAUCCCUGUCACAGUCAUUUCAAGUUCCUAUUCUUUCAUCCUCCUCACCAUCCACAGAAUGAACUCAGCAGAGGGCCGGAAGAAGGCCUUCACCACCUGUUCUUCCCACAUGACUAUAGUAAUCCUUUUCUACGGGGCUGCCGUAUACACCUACAUGCUCCCCAGCUCCUAUCAUACCCCUGAGAAGGACAUGGUUGUAUCUGUCUUUUACACCAUACUCACUCCUGUGCUAAACCCUUUAAUUUAUAGUCUUAGAAAUAAGGAUGUCACAGUGGCUCUGAGAAAAAUGUUGAAUGGGGAAGAUGUCUUUCAGAAAACUGUUAAGUAA